AUGACGCGGUCUUCCCUGCAAAGCCGGGAGAGUCAUGAAUCUCAUGAUCGGCUGUUGAAGAAUAGUGAUGACCAUCUCGAUGACUCGCGAGAUUGGGAAACACGAAUUGAGCAAUCUUUCAGGCAGAGGAUUCCCAAGUGCAUGUUUUUCAUUGCGUUUACAUCUCUCUUACUCAACCUUCUUCUGAUUAUCUCAUAUCUGUGCCUGUGGGCGAGAACAAGAUCACCUUUACCUCCCUGGCCUGAUACUCUUUAUUCUCCAGCACAGAGCGCAGUCCAGUACGAGAUAGUCACUUUCAAUUCAGAUUUCCCCGAAGACCACUCGGGAACGACAGACUUCUACGGCGCAUCUCCAAAAGCAGAAGAGGCGUGGAGGAGUCUAAUGAAGCCAUAUCUGGUUAAGAUAUCUGGCCAAGAGGCAUCACAAUUGUCCCGCCCUACGUCGCAGAUCUCCAGAGAUCCAGACUACUACAUUACCAGUCUUGAUGUAUACCACCAAUUGCACUGCCUCAAUGAUAUUCGGAAGAUGGUAAGGGACUUCAACUCAACAGAAGGGGGCCUGGGUAGGUUACAAACUAUGCACAAGUUUCACUGCAUUGACUCGAUUCGACAGAGUCUUAUGUGCAAUGCUGACUUGAGUCUGAUACAUUGGUAUUGGGCACCUCAGGUUGGGAAAAACUUUCCAAAUGCAACUACAACGCAUAUUUGCCGGAAAUGGUCAUUAAUUGAGGAGUGGGCGAUGAGUCACAGGCUUGAUCAGGAUGAUUAUGAUCCAAGAACGCACAUUGAGUAA
Molecule: messenger RNA, 792 nt
Organism: Fusarium mangiferae
Lineage: Eukaryota; Fungi; Ascomycota; Sordariomycetes; Hypocreales; Nectriaceae
Exons: 3
Coding region: 1-792 (263 amino acids)
Biological process (GO): mycotoxin biosynthetic process
Source: RefSeq, a predicted model, not a curated record